Messenger RNA from Aspergillus piperis CBS 112811, 583 nucleotides. RefSeq lists its product as uncharacterized. The transcript has a single exon. Bases 62 to 442 code for a protein of 126 amino acids. The record is from RefSeq and is a predicted model, not a curated record. NCBI's taxonomy places the organism in Eukaryota, Fungi, Ascomycota, Eurotiomycetes, Eurotiales, Aspergillaceae.
AUUCAAUGACGCUGUUGCCGGCCUGCCAACCAACCAGUCCAAGUGUCAACCGCCAGUGCCCAUGGCUUUCCUCCGGUGGAGCAAGGCAGCGAAGCUAAACGGACGGAGGAAAUUGGUCAAUAGGAUUCAUGUCCUUGGUCGUAAACGGAGAUUCCUCGUGACAACUAGGGGAUUUUAUUGGACUUUUUUUCUUCUAUUUAUUUUAUUUUUUUUUGUCUCAAUUUUUUUUGUCUCCUCCCUUCUGUUUCUCCAUCAGCGCGAUAUUUGGAGGGGCGAGUUAAUUUAUUUGACCUUGGGUUUAGACUCAUUUCAGCAAAUAUUGCUCAUUUGCUCAGCCAUUCCCCCCCAUGAGGAGGACGGGAAUUUGGCAAGGUGGAUCAAUGGCAGUGCCUGUGAGGAGGAUUUGUUCGGUUACUCGAGCGUCUGGCGAGCGGGCGGUUAAUCCAAUUUACAUCCACUGCCUCCCGUGAGAGAGCGAGGUUCUUGAUCCUGGCCGAUCAUUUCCGUGGCGGUCAAGGCAAUCACAGGAUCGGACAAUCGGGCGCUCGCCAUGCUCCGGACUCUGAGGGGCGCAAAUAAACGU